Molecule: messenger RNA, 2775 nt
Organism: Cucurbitaria berberidis CBS 394.84
Lineage: Eukaryota; Fungi; Ascomycota; Dothideomycetes; Pleosporales; Cucurbitariaceae
Exons: 4
Coding region: 343-2478 (711 amino acids)
Biological process (GO): regulation of DNA-templated transcription
Molecular function (GO): zinc ion binding; DNA-binding transcription factor activity, RNA polymerase II-specific
Source: RefSeq, a predicted model, not a curated record
GCCCAAUGUACAUUAUACCAACUUUCGUAUUCAGCCUUUCUGUGCGGUAUCGAAUCUACCAGCUAUUGGAGCCUCGACUGGAGGCCAUGCGAUUAUAGAGCUUUGGCGUCCAAUUACGCACGUGCGGAUGCUCUGCAGAUUCAGGGACACCCCGGAACAAGCAAGCGUCGCGACAAAGGAGUCGAAAGAGAAUUUAAUAGCCAAGCUUGGAGGUUCGCGGUAUGGUAUACCCUCCCGAACACCAGCUACGUGUGCUACCCAUUGUACUUCGCAUAUACCCUGUCUAGCCUCUUCAUUCGACUAUCUUUUUUAUACCCCUUAUUCCCUUCAUACUCACAAAGCAUGUCCUAUCGGGGGCGGCCCAGUAAGGGCUGCGAGUCAUGCCGGGCUCGAAAAGUCAAAUGCGAUGAGGCGAGCCCAGUCUGUGGUCGCUGUAGCAAAUCAGGCCAUGACUGCAAGUAUAGGGAUCAGGCAGACCUUCUUUUCCGAAACCAAACUGCUUCUGCUGCUCAGAAAGCGGAAGAAUCGUGGAGGAAACGAUCAAAGUCACAUCAGCGGCGUGAUAUCAGCGAGGGUAGCACCAGCAACAACACCCCCCCGAGUGACAAGUCGUCGCCCUAUGAACCUCUGAACGAACCGCCUUACCACGUGUCCGACGUAAACACAUCUAUCGUCCAUUUCGAUGAGCUAACCAUCGCACCGAGAGUCAAGCCAGAUAUUCUCCGUCUGGCCUACGAUCGAUUUAUCUACGAUUUCGUCUUACCCAAGUCCCCAAACAGGCCGCCGGACCAGCCGUCUGAUGCACUCUUUUCGUUCAUUCCAAUAUUGUAUGAAAAUGCCGCCGAGGACUCCUGCUUAGCAACCGUUGUGAACGCUGUCGCUUACGUCAAUUUCGCCAACAGGUGCAAUGCCCCGCAAGCCGAGGCGCUAGCAGAAGAGUGCUUAGGGAAGGGCAUUACCAUGUUGUCCAAGGUUAUCGCGGACAAAAUUCUAGCAGGCACUAACGAUACACUGUGCUCAGUCUACCUUAUGGGCAUUUACGAGAAUCUCACCAUUCAACAACGCCAGGGCACGUUCAUCGCACAUCACCACGGUGCCAAUGCGUUGCUUCAGCUCCGAUCUAUUAAGCAAUACUAUAGCGAUUCAGUUUCUGCCCGCCUCUAUGAGGUGGCGUACGCCCAAAUGCUGCUUGGUAAUAUACAAGCUGGAAAACGCCCGCCGCUUCCUAUGAGGGAUGAUGUCAGCGCUGAAGAAAACUCACCCAAUCUCUACAACAACGCCGAUUUCUUCAUCAUUCGACUCAUUUGGAAAGAGGCUAUGCUACAUGCCAGAUGGCAGGAAGUCAAACAAAGCCCCCAUCCUCCUAUCAACCGAUCGAACUUGCAAGAGCUCUUACACGGUGCUCUUCAUCUAGACAGCGAGUUUCAAGCCUGGGAAACCGCAAUACCACCGACUUGGAGAUAUCGGAUCGACCCUAACACCCCUGAAAACCGAGCUACCUUCGAUGAAAGGUGGCAAAAGCUGAUUCUCUUGAGUAGAGGCGCGCCAGAGGAUAUUCACUCAUAUUCAACUCUGAAACAAUACUGGAUGUGGAGUUUCUACCGCACUAGUCGAAUCUUCCUACUGCGAGACCAGCUUGAGAUCCUCAACUGGAUGUUCAGGUUGCCAGAGCCAGACCCACUGAUUGUUCAGACGGAUGCGUCGCAAAAGGAGUCUGAGCCAACCACUACACCAAGUAAGCCUACCAUUAUGGGUCUGGAUAACAUGACAUUACGCAAUCUUCACUCCUCUGCCACUAUAAGCAUGAUCAAAAUGAUCGAGGAGAGUUGCGCUGCAAUCCUAAGCAGCUUCACUGUUCCAAUAUAUUCCAAGACAAUUGAAGAUGUCGUGGGUAUGAGAGGAUACGUUUGCCUCUGGUCAUUAGGGACCAUGGAUUCUGUUCUGGCAGCAGGCUUGGUCCCGGAAUCAAUGGCGCCCAACACUGGCGACUAUUCACAAAUGUCGCCUUUUUCUCAAACUGCGAGUUUUGCGUCACAAGCUCCCGUUGCGUAUAGCACGGCUCCACAUAGCAUGCAAUCAGCGGAACAGAGCCCGUAUGGAACAAACCCACAGUUCCCUGAGCCAUCUAACCUGCUGCCGCCUGAACACCACUACUCUUCACCAUCAAUAUCAACAUCGCAAGACGCUUCGCACUUCACCCCACCUGCCGCGCCACCUACAUUCGACCCCACGGCCACGACCGGUCACAUCUUCAAUGACAGCCCUGCACACCCAUACGACCUCCCAGUCGACUUAUCUGCCCUCGACAUCAAUGAUACACCGAAGCAACUCGACGUGGCCGCAAAGAGAGAGUGGCUUAAUAGCCUACUAUACUAUAUCGGCACGGAGCUCGGUAUCAAGAAGGCAUUGUGUGUUCCAAUCGUAGAGGGCUUCAUGCCAAAGGUGAAGCCUAGGGUGGACGAGAUCUUUUGCCGCUAAGUAACAAACAGUCGAAAUGAAGGCAGUCUCCCACGAAGCGAAGCGAUGGCUGUCCUGAACAAGUGAAUGUCCUCGGCGAAAGAAAUGGCGUUGCUGCAUGGACAAAAGCAUUUGGUAGCUCUACGUCUCGGUUAUUAUAUCCUUUUCCUUGUAUUUCACAUCUAGCAACACAGCGAACAUAAGGAUUAUUUGCAAGCUCGUUGGAGGGUUUGGUAGGGAGCGUGGUUUAGCAAGUCUUUGGAUAAGACUCAAGGAUAAGAAUAUAUAUAAGCAAAAUUUAAAAAAAGACAAUGCCUC